Spodoptera exigua (beet armyworm) is the source of this 1032-nucleotide messenger RNA. The record is from the annotation of a GenBank genome assembly. NCBI's taxonomy places the organism in Eukaryota, Metazoa, Arthropoda, Insecta, Lepidoptera, Noctuidae.
AUGGGUCGGCUCGACCGGAGUGAUACCACGGCCUCACAGAAUACCGGCGUAAAACAACCACAGCGUUGUGUUUUACCGUCCAAGAUACUUACUGACCUCGCUCGCACUGAACGAUUUAUUCACGGGAAUCUUGAUAGCUCCUGUCGCCCUGCUCCCAGCUUUAUACAAGUGCUGGCCAUACGGAGAGAUAUUCUGCCAAAUACAGGCUCUAUUGAGAGGGGCUGUGAGUCAACAGAGUGCGGUAAUUCUGGUCUGCAUGGCUAUCGACAGAUAUUUGUACUUGUUGCAUCCGGACACCUAUCACAAACAUUCGAGCAAAAAGGGUUCCAUGUCAGUAAAACUAGAGGAAAAUGUGACCCCGAACCUUUGAGGCCCAAUGGAGUGCCAGUGCCUUGUGCGAAGACAUCACAUGGAGAACAUGAAGUUGUGAUUCAAGCGCCAGUGAGACCACACAGCGUGAGCACAUCACGAACGAUGGCAGCAAUGUCAUUAGGUUUCAUCGUUAUGGUCACUCCGGCUACUAUACAGGAAGUGGUUGCGGCUUGUACCGGCUGCAAGGUAUGCUGCCGUAGACCAAAAUCUUUCCCAAGCUACGAGAAACCUACAACGGGAUGUUGUGGUUCACCCGUUACAUCUGACGGACUACAUUCAAAAGGAGAAUUUGAAGGACUCGGUGAAAAAUAUUGGGGCGAGAUAUUAGAACGCACUGUGUCAUCGUCUUCACUGCAUGCUAUACAAAAAGCUUGCCAUCGAGAUCCACUCCGAUGUUCCGGUUCUUUCAAAGGCUGCUCAAGUAGUGCUUGUAAACAAGACCCUAGAUUCUUUGAUGGCUAUGGCCCUACAGAUUACAGACAGCUCGACAGAUCAGCUUUUCAAAUUGAAUCUUGUUCACGUCAAUGCAGAUUGAAAAACUCGGACAUGUGUUUAUUCAGACCAAGCCCUGGCUUGGAGUGUGGCCGCUCUCGUUCCAACUUAAGCUUAGAUGAAGGCAACUUCAACAAGACUUGUAAUGGUAGGCAUCCGGAAUUGUGA